GUCCAUCACCAGAGCCUACUACAGGAACUCGGUUGGCGGACUCCUCCUCUUUGACAUUACAAACCGCCGGUCCUUCCAGAACGUCCACGAGUGGCUGGAAGAGACCAAGGUGCACGUCCAGCCCUACCAGAUCGUCUUUGUUUUGGUGGGUCACAAGUGUGACCUCGACACGCAGCGGCAAGUCACCAGGCACGAGGCUGAGAAACUGGCUGCUGCAUAUGGUAUGAAGUACAUUGAGACCUCCGCUCGGGAUGCCAUUAACGUGGAGAAGGCCUUCACUGAUCUGACUCGAGAUAUAUACGAGCUUGUUAAAAGGGGGGAAAUUUCGAUCCAGGAGGGAUGGGAAGGGGUAAAGAGUGGGUUUGUCCCAAACGUAGUGCACUCUUCAGAAGAAGUGGUGAAAUCAGAUAGGCGGUGCUUGUGCUGAGCUCUUCUAGUGAGAGAAGUGGUGAUGAACUCUACUAACCAAGCGUACUUUACUAAGUGAACUCAGUGUGCCAGAAGGGAGAGCAAUGCUCCCGUUGUGAACAGCCUCCCACCUUUUUUUGGACACGAGAACAGACCCAGGAAAUAAAUGUUCUGUUCCAUACAACUUUUCAGAACUGGGGGCUACAAACCUAACAGAGAGUGAGUGAGGGUGCAUGUAGAUAUUGAGCAAGCAGAAAUGAGGGACGGCAGAAGGGGGCAGAGCACACAAUUAGGUCUGAAUGGGCUGGCAUGUGCCACAGUGCUGUACGUGUCCUGUUUUAAGUAACUCUAUAGCUCCGUGCUGGGUGCUGAAGCCACGGUAUGGAUAGUGCUGUAGUAUGAGAAUCAGCAGAGAGAAAGAAAGAGGACAUCUUAGUUUGCAUCAGCUGCUUAUUACCAGGAAGUUGUGAAGGCAGCACGGUACCAUUUCCUCCUCAGGCCAGUGGCACAGGAAAAGUUUACAGAUGUGGUAUGCAUACUUCUGAUUUUCUUUUCUUACAUUUUUGAACCUAGUUCAAUAGUAAAGAGUAUUCUGUGGCAUUUAAAGAGGAAAACAGUAGUUAUUUGAUUGGUAAUUACAAUUUAAACUAUUUCCCCAAGUGUUUUUCAUGCUGUAAACUGGGAUUCUUAGUGGCAACGCCUGCUCCAUUAGUAAUUAUUCGAUACGUUUUUUAAAUAUUUACUGCCUCAGUGUGUACGUCAAUGUACCCUCAGUUCAGGGCUUUCCGAUUUAAAUAAGUGAUCAGGAGCAUAAAGAGAAAACCUCGUGCUCAUCUGCUGUAUCUUGAGGCUGGAGCAUGGCACCUGGGUGGGACACACCAACAUUUGUCUGCUGACAGCACGGUGCUGACAUUUCAGGUGCCUUGCAGCUGGGGCCUCAAGGAGGAGUGGAACGGAGUUGGGCAGGGGAGGGGAAACUUGAAAAGCUUAACUCAGGUGCAUCCACAAGGUGAGAUUUGCUUUUAAAGAAUUUAAAUAGCAUGGAAAGCAAUGACUUCCAUCACUGCUUUCUGCUGUUAAAGUGUCAUUUUCUUUCUUGGCAUCUGUGGAAGAAGAGAACUAGAACUGAGGAGGAGGAGCAGAAGUGUGUGAGCAGGAGGAAAAGGAAAGCCCCAGGACGAGCUCAAGAGUAAAAUUUGUUUUCCUCCAUGUUUUAAUUUGACAAGAGAUGAUCCAUCUCAGGUAAGCAAGGCUGGAGAAGAUUGAUGCAGAGCACCACAGGAGCUGGGCUACCAUGGGCUCUCUACCUUCAGCUUCUGCUGACGCCAGUGGGGAGCACAAGGUUUGCUCAGACCGGGACUGCUAGUCCUGUUCUCACAAAGACGAGGGCAAAACAGGUAUGAAAGGGUCAGUUUUCUUAUUCUCCUUCUUUCUUUCAAGGUCUGGCUACUCACAAGGUGUGGCUUAGGUUGCCUCGCUGAUGGUAGCAGCUGUCCUAAAGGGCAGAGCUUGAGUGCUCCGUUAAAGGCAGUUAAAACUUGAAAAAGAUCAGAGUUUUAGCAGUAGUAAAACCCCGUGAGCCUCUGUGCAGGAGCCCGGCCAGCAGGGAAAAGCUCAGUUUUCACAAGACAACCGCUACUUCGUGUAAUGGCUGUGGACAUUCCGCUUCUCUCUCUCUCUCUGAGUCUUUCUGCUCCCAGAGAGAAAUUCCAGGAAACCUAAGUAAGCAAGCACGUACAUUCAGGCCUUCAGAGUAAGUACUUGAUUUAUAAAUAUGUGUCAUAAUCCCGAAGAGGAACAGUACGGAAGAAAAUGUAUGCAGUCCUUACUUAGAGGUAAUAAAUGGUUAUAUUAAAUGAUAGAGAAAUCAUUAUAUACAUCUUUUUCUAACUCCUUGCAUUUUUUUAGACAGCUUAUUAAAAUAUAGGAAAUGUAGAUUCAGCUGUACAAAAUUUGGAAUGUUUUUUCUAAGAUGAAGAACUUACAGGAUAUGCUGAGCAUUCUUUUCUAACAACUGGUUUUAAUGCUUUGACUUCUAGUGCAGGAGGGAUUUAGAGAAAUCAAAGGUCAUAACCUUUCACGGGAUAAAGGUCAGGAGCUCUUUUACUCUAGGACUAAAAGAAAAAAAAAAGAAAAAAAAGGAAAGCUAACUUAGUGGUGUCUGCCACACGUUAAAAACAAUCUGCAUGUUAGAUUCAAAUUGCUCUGAACCUCCCCAGUAAAAACAUACUCUACACUUUCCUUGCUUUCUGUUAUGCACUGUAAUGAAAUGUGAAAAUAAUGCUGUAUUUAGCUGUCUGUACGUGACUGGAAAUAUGCUUGUAUUUAGCAAAAUGGUUACUAUGUGAUACUGUGAAAUUUAAAACUUGUAAAGAGACUCUGUUGGUAUUUUUCUUUCCCCCUCCCCGUUCCUUCUCAGUAAGCUAUCUCAUACCUGUACCGCUUCUGUACAGCAGCCCUAACUGGAAAUCUGGUGAGGACCAGCUCAACAAUAAACAGGAUCUUUGCAA
Molecule: messenger RNA, 2918 nt
Organism: Numida meleagris (helmeted guineafowl)
Lineage: Eukaryota; Metazoa; Chordata; Aves; Galliformes; Numididae
Product: ras-related protein Rab-39B-like
Biological process (GO): regulation of exocytosis; protein secretion
Molecular function (GO): GTP binding; GTPase activity
Source: RefSeq, a predicted model, not a curated record